CAGCAAGGCAGGAGGAACCAGGUGGACGUGUUGUUCUCUUGUAGUGGAAGAAACAUUUUAACAUUUUUUGUAAUACUGGUAACUAACUCGUUUAUUCAAUACUUGUUUUGUCUAGAUGUUAUUACAUUACUAUUUAAGGGUAGAUCGUUACUUGGAAGCGAAGGUGUAAAACGUCCGAGUUAGUUGGCUAAUGUUAGCAACAACGAGCUAGCUCGAGCCUCGUAGCUAACGUUAGCAGUCUAACGUUCGCUAACAACCAGGCCCACAGAGUUUGGCCAGGCCAAGAAGUAUAACGUUAGUUGCUAGCAUCGAGGCAUUGUAACCAGAUUCUAUAUAUAGCUGAUAGCAGAUUCUAUAUGUAUUCUACCUAACGUUAGUUAAUUAAAAUUACCACCCAGUUAAACUAACUAAUGACCAAACGGUGGCGGAGUGUAACGUUAACUAAGGUUAGCCAUUUGUAAUAACGUAGCUAAAAUAGCAAGUUACUGUUUUGUUUUAUAUUGUUUAGCUAGCUACUGUAGCUAGUUAACGUUAGCAAGGUAACUUGGCGUUGGAGUUUAUUUUUUUACCUUUAUUUUAUCAAGGAGUUUUAUGUCAGGGAGCCAUCAGUGUGAAUAACAAAUUACAGAAUAGACACGUCAAAAUAAAAGCAGAACGAUUUGUUUCUAGGUAACUUAGCUAACUUAGUUGGUCAGAACGUUAUCUUAGCUAACUAGUUAUUUUGUAUUUUGAUGUGGGGCUAGGUAGUUAUAAACGCGUGAAGCGUAAUUUGAAACGUUAUUUAGCUAUAGCAUUCAUAUUGUGACGUGAACAUGAGUAGCUAGCUAAAUGUUGCAAUGAAUUUUGUGUUUUCAGUAACUACCACGUAUGAAGAUGAAAAUCGCAUUCGCCCAGUAAUUCUGGUAAUUCGUCUUGCCAAUAUGUUUCGUGUUUUAUAAUUUUACGUUUUCAAAACUUGUGUUAUUUGGCUGUUUAACUACAUUAUUCGAAAUGUCUGUCCUUGAUUGUACGAUAACAGUGCGGUAUGUUACUCCUCGAAAUUGCAAACCAACAUCGAGGCCCUCCAAGUUAACAAGAUGUUGUGGGGUGCCUCUGGACAGAUGUGUCAAAUUUUACACACAAUAUACAGUUUGACAUUUUAUUAUUCCAAAUUCAAUACAUGAAAUUGAAGCAAUGGGUUGAUAUCCAAACUUAAUCACGCAGUAUGAGCUGAUUGAGCUCCCAAUAAUGGAUUACACAAUACUCAGUCUGUUAUAGUCAAAUUCUUAUAGUCAAAUUCAGUUUGACCUAUGCUCCAUCACAAUGUUUCCCAACUCUAGUCCUUUAGUAUCCCCAACAGUACAUAUUUUUGUUGUGGCCCUGGACAAACACCUGAUAGUACUUGUCAACUAAUCAUCCAGCCCUUGAUAAAUUGAAACAGGUGUUUUUGUAAGGGGCUACAACAAAAAUGUGUGCUGUAGGGGAUACCCCAGGACCAGAGUGGGGAAACACUGCUCUAUCACAUGCUAUUGUGGAUGGUGUUGGCACAUCCUUGUCAUGUUCUACAUUUUCUCUCUUGAUGUUAACUACACUUUGGUGAGAAAGUGCAGUUCCGAUACUUUACUAUGUUUGUGUGCAAGUCUCUGUCCUGUACUCUAACCAAUUUCUAUUCAGUUUUCCAGGGGAGUGUUUUUGUUUUAUUUAAAUCUAGGUUAAGAAGCAGCUUCUUGUCCAUUCCUGAAGAUCUUUGGAUGGGGGAUAGAGUUCAUUAUAAAGAAAGUAGAUUCCCAGAAGAUUUUAUGUGAAAUUCCCACCACCUUUUUUCCACUCCAAAAUUUUUGCCUGCUGGAAUCCCUAGAAGCCCCACCCUUACUUAUAUUUUUCUACAGCAUCCUUUAUGCCAUCAAGUUUAAGAAGAAGUUGAAGAUUUUUCUGCCCCCCUCUCCUCUUCACCCCAUUUUUUUAUCUUUCAAAACCUCUCGUUUUUUUCUCUGGCAGUCUUUUUGGAUGAUUUGCUUCUAUCUCACAUUAUUUCCCCCCAUUAAAAAAAAAUAAUAAAAAAAACAAGGACGUUCUUGCACCAUCCAUCUGUAAUGCUUAGCAGUCUGGCUGGAAGGAGUCAGAAGGGAGGUCAUAGGACGACAAGUGUCUCUGGACCUUCCCUUUUUCCUCUUAUCUCACGGAUCAAGUGUUCCUUCAGGACCAUUGUUGCCAAGGAGACACCCUAUCAGAAGUGCGUGAGGAAGGGAGGAAUCUUCUUAGCCUCUACAGGUGAGUUUAGCCACACAACCCUUUGAAGCAGAGUUUAGGUUCUCUGCAACUUCUACUCUGGGUCAUAUUCCUGACGUGGACAUACAUGUAACUGCCAAAAUAAAGGAAACUUGAGUAAAUGAGUGAUACAAAAUAUAUUGAAAGCAGCUGCUUCCACACAGGUGUGGUUCCUGAAUUAAUUAAGCGAUUAACAUACCAUGUUGGGCAAGUUAUCCAUUAUUUUGGCUACCAUGGCUAGAAGAAAGGAGCUGUGACUUUGAAAGGGGGGGUGAGCAUAAGGGGUUUUAAGGGUGUAUGUGUCUUAGUCACCAGAUCUCAACCCAAUUGAACACUUAUGUGAGAUUCUGGAGCGGCGUUUGAGACAGCGUUUUCUACCACCAUUAGUGCUGAGUAAUGAGUGAUUUGUGAGAUCAGUUCAGUCAUGUAAAAAAUUAUCCCAGAAUUCGGUUUUGAUAUUUAAAAAAAGUAGACAUUAAAUGCAUUAUGUGGGUUGAAUGCUGUAACAACACUGAAUAAAACAAUACAAGUCCCAUGAUGGUAGUGAUUUAUUCUCAUUACUUUAGUAAAAUAUUUGUUUUAUUUAUUGACUUUAUUAUUUCAUUCCUAGUCAUUAUCUCAGCUGCUGACUGUGCUGUUCUUCGAAGUAAAUAAGGGUUUAUGACUGCUGAAUAACAACUAUCAAUCACUUAGAUAAUGUAUUUUCAGGCUCGCAAAGCAACUGCUUUCUGUCCCUCUCAAUCGUGCAUUUUCUCUUCUCAGUCUCCGUGUGUGCUCUGCACAGACCGGACAAGUUUAAGCAGGCACGCAAUGGAUUAUGUUCAUUGUAGUUAAUUACCACAUUUUCUCCACUAAACUAUGUAGAAUAUUGGCCUACUGGAAAAUACAACUCCCUUCUACAUCGCACAGUUCAGGCUUCAUCUGAUUUGACUUGACAGAAACUGCACAUCAAGCUCACAUGAGAAGAAAAAACUUAUCGAAAUGGAAUUCAAAUAAUUGAACCGACGCCAGUCAAUUUGUGGUUUAAAGAUAAAAAAAACACGUUUUUGGUUAAUCGCUCAGCACUAACCACCAUUAACAAAACACCAAAUGAUGGAAUUUCUUGUGGAAGAGUGGUGUCACAUCCCUCCAAUAGAGUUCCAGACACUUGUAGAAUCCAUGCCAAGUCGCAUUGAAGCUGUUCUGGCGGCUCGUGGUGGCCCAACACCCUAUUAAUUAAUACACACUAUGUUGGUGUUUCCUUUAUUUAGUCAGUUACCUGUAUGUCAUCAUAGACCACAAAGAAAUUCUUUAGAAUUCGACUCUGUAGAGUUCUGUUGCCACCACAGUGAAGCAAUGAAAUCCACUAAUGGCAGAGAAAUGACCAUGGAUUCUGAUUCACUGUUGCCAGCCCAGGGAGAGUCCUGUUGGCCCUGAAGAGAACACCCCUGACCCGGACGUGAAUCCAGUCCACCAUCCUGAACAUGACUAACCAUGGAGAUGACUGCUAUUUCUUCUACUACUCCAACUGCGCUAAGGUAGGGGUCAUAACAAAGAGAAACUAGCAUUGUAGCAUUUUCUGUGUUGCUGCGUUUUGGGGGUGUAAAUGCAGCUCUCAGAGUUGUAAGUAUUGACAUGGUUGUGUUUGUCUCCUGGUGCAGGGUGACAGUUGCCCCUUCAGACACUGUGAAGCUGCAAUGGGCAGUGAGGUCGUUUGCAGCCUGUGGCAGGAGAGUCGCUGUUUCAGACAGGUCUGCAAGUUCCGCCACAUGGAGAUCAAGGUAAGGAUAGUGCUCUCUCUCUUUUAGUAGACCAUCUUUGCUCAUUAUUGCCUCCGUUUUUUCACACAAACCAAAAAGUAUUUCAGGAAUAUCCCCUUAAAGCUUUGCCUACUCAAGGCUGUGUGUGUCUCAAGUGGCCGUUACGGAGGGGUAGAGAAAUACCCUCUCUUAACCUGGGUCAGGGGUUGUGCCUCUGGACCUGUCGGGAGGGACAUUUCAAUCUUUUUUUGGUCUCCUCGCAGUAACACCAUAUUCUCUAGUUUUACACCUGGCCAUUUUGAGGCAAUCUGUCAUAGCUUUAAAGGGCUGAAUUUCCCUCUUUUUUUCUUCUAAAGUGAGCUUUCACAAAGAAUCAUAUGUUGCAAGACAUUAUGCUACAUGUUCUGACCUGCCCUCUCUCUACCUCUUCCCCUCUUACAGAAAAACAGGAAGGAGAUAGCUUGUUACUGGGAGAACCAGCCUGCUGGCUGCCAGAAGCCUCACUGUGCCUUCCACCACGAGAAACCACGCUUUAUAGACGGUCAAUACGUACCACCCAACAAAAGUUAGUAGUCACUCUGAACAGGCCGAUCCUGACCAAGCCACUGUUAGCUUACUGAUCUUUAUCUCCUUAGCAUCGCAUGGCUCUUAAACACAUUAUUGACAUGAUUUUCACUUUACAUGAUAGUGUAUCAGCAGAUAAAUGAUUGAGGUGAAUAACAUUUGGGCUCACUUAUGAACCUAUUCUUCACCAGAACCAGAGUUUAUCCAUAGUUUCUGAGCUUGAUUGUCUUGUCACUCAGGUUCGGCCCUGAAAGAAGAGGAGGAGUCUCAUGAGGAUUCUUUGCCUCCUGUCCCCAUCCCCAGCCCAGCCAAUCCCCAGCUCCGUGGGGUCAUCAAGGCAGAGACUCAGGAGAACGUUCCCAGCCCCACUCACCCGCCUGUGGUUAUCAACCCGGCAGAUGACGAAGAUGAGGAUGAAGAUGGUGAGAAACACGUCAUGUCAAGUUUAUUUAAAGUGCAAUUUACAAAGGUCACAACACACUUUACAUCACUAAAAAGGAAGAGCAAACAAUGUAGAAAGAAAAACAAUAUAAACAAUAAAAAGCAAUAUAAAAUUUGAACAGCAUGUAGUCCGUAGGGCAUGGAGGAGCUCGGCAAUGGAAAGAUGCACAGUGGAAAGAUAGACAGAGCAUAAACAUAAAAGAGCUCUUAAGGGGCAGAGACAGUGGAGCAGACCUUCAAGGUGAUUAAAAUGCUAGGUGAAAAUUAUAUUAAAUAGGGGAAAUGGUAUUGAUAUUGUUGGGUACAGUACAGUAGUUUGUUCACAGAAUAAUUUGGGAAAUACCGUUUGACUAAGGGGGGGUUCAUGUGUGUGUGCAGAUCAGUUGUCAGAAGGAGAGGACAGCAGGUCCGGCUCAGACGGCUCCAGAGUGGUCUCUCCCAGGAAGAUGGCCGUGGGCUCUAGCUCAGGUAAGAAGAGGACAAAGAAACAACACAUAAAAUAGAUAUCAACAUCUUAAACAAUGCCUGUUUUAACGCAGAUUUAGUUUGAAACACUACAAGGGUAGACUCAAACUUGAGGUGACGGCUUCGCUUUUCAGUGCCUCAUUGACAAAACAGUGUUGUAUUUGAAAGGCUUUAGAUUAGAACAAUCCCCUUAAAGACAUCCUCCAGCUAUUUUUAAAUGUUUACUGUUGAAAAGUGAUAUCCCAAGAAUAAAUUCAGUAAAAUACACAUACUAAAGAGUAAUACAAAAUAGGUUUUGAGCAAAGUAGUAUUUUUUUGGGACAAAACUGUAAACUUCAAGGAGUAGCCGGCCGUGACCGGGAGACCCAUGGGGCGGCGCACAAUUGGCCCAGUGUCGUCCAGGGUAGGGGAGGGAAUGGCAGGCAGGGAUGUUGGUAGAGCAUGGCGUUGCAAGGGUUGUGGGUUCGAUUCCCGCGGGGGGCCAGUAUGAAAUGGAAAAAAAAAUUAUGCACUCACUAACUGUAAGUCGCUCUGGAUAAGAGCGUCUGCUAAAAUGUAAAAUGUAAAAAAAAAAAAGAAAUGAGUAGGGCAUUCAAGGAGAAUGGACUGAUGAAUCAGGUAUGUCAUCGGCCUACCCCCUUGCUUAAGGAGCAAGAGAGAACAAAAGAGGAAAAGCCCACCCCACCACUUGUUCUAUGUCGGGGCGGCAGGUAGCUUAGUGGUUAAGAGCGUAGUGCCAGUAACCGAAAGGUCGCUGGUUCUAAUCCCAGAGCCGACUAGGUGAAAUAUCUGUCGAUGUGCCCUUGAGUAAGGCACUUAACCCUAAUUGCUCCUGUAAGUCGCUCUGGAUAGGAGUGUCUGCUAAAUGACUAAAAUGUAAAUGUCAUGACAUACAGUGCCUUCAGAAAGUAUUCAUACUCCUUGACUUAUUCCACAUUUUGUUGUUACAGCCUGAAUUCAAAAUUGAUUAAAUUAAUUUUUUUCUCACCCAUCCACACAAAAUAACCAAUUUUUGCAAAUAUAUUGAAAAUAAAAUACAGAAAUAUCUAAUUUACAUAAUUAUUCACACCCCUGAGUCAAUACUUUGUAGAAGCACCUUUGGCAGCAAUAAGAGUUGAGUCUUUCUGGGCAAGUCUCUUAAGAGAUUUCCACACCUGGAUUGUGCAACAUUUGCCCAUUAUUCUUUACAAAAUUAUUCAAGCUCUGUCAAAUUAGUUAUUGAUUAUUGCUAGACAACAAGUUUCACGUCUUGCCAUAGAUUUUCAAGUAGAUUUAAGUCUAAACUGUAACUUGGUCAGUCAGGAACAUUCACUGACUUAUUGGUAAGAAACUCCAGUGUAGAUUUGGCUUUGUGUUUUAGUUUAUUGUCCUGCUGAAAGGUGAAUGAAUCUCCCAGUGUCUGGUAAAAGGCGGACUGAACCAGGUUUUCCUCUAGGAUUUUGCCUGUGCUUAGCUCCAUUCCGUUUCUUUUUAUCCUGAAAAACUCCCCAAUCCUUAAUGAUUACAACCAUACCCAUAACGUGAAGCAGCCAACACUAUGCUUGAAAAUAUGGAGAGUGGUACUCAGUAAAGUUUUGUAUUGCAUUUGCCCCAAACAUAACACUUUGUACACAGGAAAAAACGAACUACCUUAGCCCAGACCUACAGUGAAAAGUAGCAGAGAGACGCUGCUGGCAGUGGGAUUUUAUUUUAAUGGGCUCUGGCUAUUAGCCAGGUAGCUAGCUAUAACUAGCUGGUCAGAAGGAUGAAGUUAGAAGCUAAUGUUGAAUGGAGCCUGACCUCAGCAGGAGCAUUUGACUGAAAUUAAGCUAGCUAUAAUCAAAAGAUGGGCUACUAGAAGUUCUCAUAACAAAAUACAUUUUUAUAGACUAGUUAGAGACAGUGGUGAGUGAGGCUGCAAUGAAUGAGGCAAAGGAGAUCCACAGAGAGAGAAGGCAUUAAAGCAAGCAGGGAGAGAGGUUAGUAGUACAGGGGAUCCCAAACCUGCGGUCCGGGACCCAUUUGGUGUCCACCAAAAUGUAAAUAGGGUCCCCUGAGAGAAUCAUUAAUCUUAUCAAACACAUUAACUUGUUUCUCUUCAAAUGGGUAUGGAAUACAUUUUAGAAUCAACUAAGGGCCUUUUACGCUGUCAGAAUUCACUUUCAUGUCAUGUGUUGGGACAGCCUGUGGGACCUAAGAUUUAGUGAAAUAUAAAGACAAUUUAAAUAUAAAGACAAUUUAAUAUUAUUAUAUACACUGAACAAAAAUAUAAACAAAACAUGCAACAAUUUCAAAGAUGUUACAGUUCAUAUAAGGAAAUCAGUCAAAAUCAUCAGUACUGACUUGCCACUUAUGUAGUGAAUAAGUAGUGAAACACGUAUUAUUGAGUAGAACUUGUAAGGUAGUAAUGAAUAGUACGUUUUAUUUUUAUUUUCAUGCGGUUGUGGCGAUAUACUGCCAUCUGGUGGCGGCUAGAAACAAUUGCAUAAUAGGAUCUAUUGCAAAUUGUUGGUCCUUAAAUAAGUAUUAGUGCUUGAAAGUCCUUGAAUUUGAUUUGCCACUGUCUGUACGAACCCUGGUCACAACGCUGCAUCCUGCGCUGGUGCCAGUUCUACAUUAUGUGACUUUUUCUCUGCAACAGCUUCCAGGGCUUUUUUGCCAAUAGCCUCAUAUUCCGCUUUAUCAACUGUGCUCCUGCCGUUCCGGUUGCCGUUCACGUGCCGUUUUUCAUACACAGCCCACCCGCGCUUCUCCCGACCGGCGACACUAAAGCUGCCAGUCGGAAGCAAGAUGCUUUUUCGUCGCUAUUAAGUAGUAUCUUACCAAAUGCCCAAUAAAAACAGUCAUUAAGCUGGAAUUGUGUAGAAAUGCAAAUAGGAAAUGUGUGUUCACCAGUAGGCAUGUCCCAAUUCUCUGCUCAUCACUACUCAAAUUACAAAAUCAUCAGUACUAACACAUGUAUGUAGUAAAACAAUGUAUUAUUGAGUAGUACUUGCAAGGUAGUGAUGAACACUGUUUGUUUUUUCAAGAGGUUGUGGCUAAAUACUGCCAUCUGGUGGCGACUAGAAACAAUUGCAUAAUAUGAACUAUUACAAAUUGAUGGUCCUUGGAGGAAAAAAUAUUAGUGCUUGAAAAAGUACUUGAAUGUCCUUGAAUUUGACCUGCUGCUGUAAGACAACAAAAAUGUGGGUUAAGUCAAGGUGUGGAUACUUUCUGAAGGCACUGUGCCUGGACCACUUAUUGAGAUGUGCCUUUUGUUAAGAAAAUCAGGCGUUAAAUGAGGUGAAAAGGAGAGUGACCCCAUUUUCUUUGAGCUGCCCCCAUGGCUCUCUGUGAUUGGCUAACAGUGUUUCUUUGGCACAGAUGAUUCCCUGGACUUUGGUGUCAGAACCUUGGAGGAGAUCAGACUGAGGAAAGCCCUGAAAGCCAGUAUGAGGAGAGCUGGUGAGUUCAUCCUUCCUCUUACCUCCCAAAUACAUUGACGAUUGCCUUUUGUGUGAUUAUGCUGUAAAUUAUGAGGCGUGAGUUUAUCAACUGUACUUUGUCAGGUUAUCCAGUUCCUAGCCAGGGCUCAGACCAGCGGAACAAUGGUGCCAGCGGAGAGAAGGAGAACAUGAGAUCCUUCAUCCGUCCAUCUCUCGUCACAGCCAAGGAUGGUAAGAAUCAUUGAACACCUGAUCUAACUGAGCCUUGCGUAUAGAUUAACACAAAAUCCCAGAUUGAAUAUUGUUGAAGUGAAUCGCACAUGUACAUAUGAACACACACUUGCUACAUGUCAUGUCAUUUGUAACAUAUGCUUGCUGUCCCCUCAGACACUGUGGUCUUUGGUGAAAAGACCGGGAGACGCAAUGUCGCGGACAGGCUUGGGAAGAGAGUAGUCAAAGGUACAAUGUUUUCUAUUAUCUUUUUUAUCUAUAAAAUGUAAGGAAGUCACUGCCAGUCAAUGGUAGCCUCGAGAUUAGUGUUGGGCCAGUAACCGAAAUGUUGCUUGUUCGAAUCCCGUAGCCGACAAGGUGAAAAAUCUGUUGCUGUGCCCCUGUGCAAGGCAUUUAACCUCAAUUGAUCCUGGCUGUGACCCCAUUCCCUGCGGGUGUCUCGUGGGGGAGUUGCGAUAUGCAAAAAAACACAUUUCCCUUACAUAUUUGCUGAAGUCAGUAAGAGGACAAAUAUAAGCACCCCCAAAUAAUAAUAAAAAUAAUUGUUACACAGGAAAAUGUACAGUGUUAAAUGAACUACAAAAUUACACUGGUCGUUAUUGGUGAUACCAUCGGUCACCAACACUCUAAGCUACCAUGACCUCUGACCUUUUAGAAGUUCCUGCCGGGGGUGACCUGCCAAUGAAACGCUGUCUGGCGGAGCGCCUCGGGAGGAAAAUGGACGAGGGUGAAAUGGACCUGCCCCCUCAGAAAGGUAUGGGAAGGGAAAUGACAACCAAAAAUCCCCCAUUGAUUGAAUUACCUCAGACUAUCAGGAAUACUAGUUCUUAAGAGACUAUCAUUGAAAUAGAAUGUUAGCCUUUGUUCAUGAUUGCAACAGAAAACAUUUAGACAUUUUUGGCAAUGGAAAACGAAAAUGAGCAUUUAUUGGGACAGGUAUUAAUGGUCCCUCCCGGUUAGUCUGUCUUCCGUGCCUAAUCAAAAUGACCCGGGUUGUACUAAUUGAGUUAGAUUAAGAUGAACUGGGUUGAACCAGGCUAUAGCCCGUCACAUGACCGCGCGAAACCAGUGAGGGAGGCACGCCCUGCUCAAAUGGAAUGGUCAUCUGUGCCACUCGGUCAUAUUGUCAACAAUGCAUCGUUCAGAAACAACUCUUUCAUAUGAAAUAUGUUCGAAUUUUCAAACUAUACUGAACAAAAAUAUAAACGCAACAUGCAACAAUUUCAAAGAUAAUUUACACUACUGGUCAAAAGUUUUAGAACACCUACUCAUUCAAGGGUUUUUCUUUAUUUUUACAAUUUUCUACAUUGUAGAAAAAUAGUGAAGACAUCAAAACUAUGAAAUAACACAUGGAAUCAUGUAGUAACCAAAAAAGUGUUAAACAAAUCAAAAUAUAUUUAACAUUUGAGAUUCUUCAAAUAGCCACCCUUUGCCUUGAUGACAGCUUUGCACACUCUUGGCAUUCUCUCAACCAGCUUCACCUGGAAUGCUUUUCCAACAGUCUUUAAGGAGUUCCUACAUAUACUGAGCACUUGUUGGCUGCUUUUCCUUCACUCUGCGGUCCGACUCAUCCCAAACCAGCUCAAUUGGGUUGAGGUCGGGGGAUUGUGGAGGCCAGGUCAUCUGAUGCAGCACUCCAUCACGCUCCUUCUUGGUAAAAUAGCCCUUACACAGCCUGGAGGUGUGUUGGGUCAUUGUCCUGUUGAAAAACAAAUGAUAGUCCCAUUAAGCCCAAACCAGAUGUGAUGGCGUAUCACUGCAGAAUGCUGUGGUAUCCAUGCUGGUUAAGUGUGCCUUGAAUUCUAAAUAAAUCAUAGUGUCACCAGCAAAGCACCCCCACACCAUAACACGUCCUCCAUGCUUUACGGUGGGAAAAUACACAUGCAGAGAUCAUCCGUUCACCCACUCUGUGUCUCACAAAGACACAGCGGUUGGAACCAAAAAUCUCCAAUUUGGACACCAGACCAAAGGAUGUCCAUUGCUCGUGUUUCUUGGCCCAAGCAAGUCUCUUAUUCUUAUUGGUGUUCUUUAGUAGUGGUUUCUUUGCAGCAAUUUGACCAUGAAGGCCUGAUUCACACAGUCCCCUCUAAACAGUUGAUGUUGAGAUGUCUGUUACUUGAACUAUGUGAAGCAUUUAUUUGGGUUGCAAUUUCUGAGGCUGGUAACUCUAAUGAAGUUAUCCUCUGCAGCAGAGGUAACUCUGGGUCUUCCAUUCCUGUGGCGGUCCUCAUGAGAGCCAGUUUCAUCAUAGCGCUUGAUGGGUUUUGCGACUGCACUUGAAGAAACGUGUCUUAAAGUAAUGAUGGACUGUCAUUUAUCUUUGCUUAUUUGAGCUGUUCUUGCCAUAAUAUGGACUUGUUCUUUUACCAAAUAGGGCUAUUUUCUGUAUAUCGAUGCCACAUGGGCCAUUUUCAAAGGGAUUAGUUGUUUUUUUAGGGGCAGUCACUCUUUAACAUAGGUCACUUUUAGAGUGGCGCACCUGGGGUCUAUUCAUUACGCCAAUUCUGUUGCAAAACGUUUCUUAAAUGAAUGCAAACGAAACAGGGAGGGACCUACCUGAAUUUUUCCAAUAAACGUGUUUUACUGUUUGGACUAAUGAUUACACCCCUGGCUCACACCCGGGAGGCAGCCUGCUUCCAAAUCGAACGCAAUCAACACUAACCAGGUUCACCCGGGGCAUUAAUUGAAUCCCCUCAUUGGUUCAAUUCCCUGAUUAGUGGUUAAGCAGAAUCAGGUGUCUGUUCUGGAACAAAGGAAUCCACACUAGAUUCCCUCUAGGACCAUCUGUGCCACAGGAGAUGCAUAAUUGUUGUUGUUUGAUACUAAGAAGUAAAAGCAUUGUUUAAAGUAAUUGUCAUUGAUAAUUUGGAUUCAUUUUUUUUUUUUUUUUAACCUUAGCUCUGAAACCUGUCAGGGAUAGAUUGGGAUUACCUGUUGAACCCACCACUGCCUCUGAAUCAGGUAAAAUCAUUAACUCAAAAUUAUGUCCUGUAAAAAGAGCUUUGGGUGGAUUAUACAGUCUUCGUUAGAAACGGUUAUCUUAACAGUAUUUAACUAUUGUUUUUUAUAUAUAUAUGUUGAAUGAAAGGUAUUAUUGUCUGUCUUUUAAUCUCUAACUAAUCUCUCCGUCAGCUGAGCGCAACAGUGAGAGUACAGCACCUGAAGUAAUCCGCAUCAAAACCCUGGAGGAGAUCAGGCAGGAGAAGUUGGCCAAGUCCCAGGGACAAGCUCCGGGGGACAACCCUCUCCCUUCAACCCCUGAUACUACCAGUACCACCAAGGCCCCAAAGAGAGGCACCACUGGCAAACCUGCAGCCAGCCUCCACGUGAAGACAUUCUCUGAGAUCCUCCAUGCCAAGAGGAAGCUGGAGGAGGACCAGCAGCAAGGCCCCAGCCUCAGAAAGGCCAAGCAGGCGGCUAUGGAAGCAGCUCCAGGGUACUCCCAGGCCCAGGGACCCACAGAGACAGCCAUGCCCAGCCGGGUGGCACCUCCUGGAGGUGGAGUUAAGGUAAAGACCCUGGAGGAGAUCCGCAGGGAGAAGGCAGCCAAGAUGCAGGCCCAGGGACAGGAGGCGUCCAACGGGAAAAGCCCAGGCUCAGCCUCUGGAGAGGGAGGCACCAAGAAGGCCCUGGUACUGCGCAUCAACAAAGCUGCUUCUCCUGGUGAGGAGUUUUUUGCACUAUGGUCUAUAACUAAUUUAUUAUUGAUUUGAUAUAGACCUUUUAGAAUUGCUCAUAGCAAUUUACAUUGUAAGGUGGCCUGACCCCACUAGCUGCAGUGUUUUGUAUAAUUCUAAGACAUUCUUUUGUUGUCCUGACAGCUGCCAGCACUACCACCCAGAAGACAUCUGAGGUGACCGAGAAGACGGAGAAGCAAACUGAGCCUGCUUCUGUUGCUACUGAGGUAAGAAUUGUGUCCUGUGUCGUUCUGUAUGAAUACUGUACAUCCAAAUAUGUAGUUAUACUCUGAAUCAGCUCUGUUAAUCACUGAAUGUCACUAUUCCUCUGGUCCUUAGGCCAGUCCUGCUAACGGUAGGAGUGAUGCUGUGUCCGGUGACAGUGUGAAGGUGAAGACAUUUGAGGAGAUCAUGCGUGAGAAGAGGCUCCGCAGGCAACAGCUGCAGGAAGAGCAGGCCUCGUCCACCAGCCAACCAGAGGGCUCUGCCGAGGCAGACUCUUUCCCAAAACAAGCCACAGGCCCCGCCCUCCAGCGGGAGAAGAGGGCGCGGGUGAGCCCCCCUGCCGCCUCCUCUCCCCCCUCAAUCACCCUGGAGGCACCUGCCCAGGCACUCAAAACCCCCCUUCGCCAGCGCAUCACCCUCAAACCCAAGGCUGCCUCUCUUGUGUCCUGCGCCACCGCCUCCCCCCAACAGGGGUCUCCACUGAGGCAGGCAGAGGCAGACUCCCCCUCACUCAGCCCCAGGAGUUCCAGCGCUGCCCCAGGCAAGAGGAAGAGAGGCUUCCUGGGUGGUUCCAGUCCCCCAAAGCAGGCUGCCUUAGCAGCAGCAGUGGCCUCCCCUGGGCCCUCUGUGAAAGGUUCUCCGGUUGAGAAGGCUCAGGAUGGAGCCCAGAAGAUGUGCCCUGGGCAAGCUACUGAAGCUAAAGGUAUGUGCCUCCAGAGAAAAAAUCCUCUCACAAGCUCUCUUCCACACUUCUCUAACAAGCCUAUGCAAAGGUCAACUCUAAAUUAUUAGUCUGACCUCCUGUGUGCUGUUGUUGCAGUGAGGCCCAAGCUGAACGUGAGGCCUUCUGUGAUGAAGCUGGCUGCCCAGGUGAAACCAGGCCAGAAGAGAACAUCAGCUAGAUCUGCUGUCGCUGCAGUGAAACCCCUCAAUAGCACCUACGCAGUGCAGGAGGAGCCACUGCAGGAGCUGCCCUGCAAACGGAGAGAGGUAUGUCUCAAAAUCUCUCUCUCAGGCUGGUCACUAGAAACACAUGUUGAUUUCGGACAUUUGAAAAGGGCUUGAGGACGUCGAUAUAUGCAGUCGUCGGCGCUCACAAAACAUUUUAGAAUAGAAAAUAAAUUUAAAAAACAGAGCGCGCUACUCAGACCACUGCACCUCAACAGUUCACAAUAUUCCAGCAAGCAGGGAGAGUACUUGAUUAUACUAAUGGAAACAGUGCAUUUUCUUUUACAUUAUUUAGUUUUAUGCUUUCCCAAAACAAUAGCCCUAACCUUAACCACUCGGAAUGAAUACCUAAACUCCUUUUGUUUCUGUUUUAACCCUGUAACUAUGCGUUAUUAACCCUGUAACCACGUGGAAUUAAUGGGUCAAAAAUCGAUUGUCCAAUUUCGUCAAAUUCCGAAGUUAAACUAUGAGAAUAAGUUGCUCUCUCAGCAUAGUAGGGGUUCCUUUUGUGAUGUUGUUAUAACCUGUGUUGAUACCAUUGUGUUCUCUCCAGGUGUCCUCUACUUCCUCCAGUGUGAAGGACCAGAUGAGCUCUGUGGUCUCCAGGAGACCCCCCACCAUCCCGGGCCCUGGCCUCAGCUCCAGCCCCCUGAGAGAGGAGUUCCAGGCGGUCCCUGUCAACCAACACAGCCCAGCCAUCACCAUAGCAGCCCCAGAGACCUGCAUAGUCCCACAGAGGUAACACUGGCAAACCGCUCUACGGUUACAACUCACCCGUAUACUGUCAUAUGGUUAAACGUAGCAUAAAGCCAAACUUCAAUGGCUAAAUGAGCUCAACUCUGUUCCUCUCUCUCCUCUCCAGCCCUGUGGUGAAUACACCUAUCCAGCCUAAGCCCCGGCGGCCCAGCGUUGCGAUGUCUCGCUCGACCGCAUCAGCCCCUUCCGCUAACUGCUCCACCUCUGCCAUGGACGAAUUUGACGAGUUGAUGAACGAGUUCACAGAUGACCGUCUGGAGGAUGACUUGGAGCUGGACCCAGGCAAGGGAGAGGAUGACUACCUGCUGGAGCUCUCUGAGAUGAUCGACAGCUAGACUGGCCUACCUGACACCCCGUACAUGACCCCUGACAGACCCUUGACCUUGAGUAACGCCUAUGUUAAUGUCACCUGAUACCCUGUUCACGACCCCUGACCAACCCUUGACCUACAGUAACUCCUACAUUCAUCAACACCAAUAUAAUUUCAAAUGAUCACCGGAACUAACCACCAACACUCAAUCACCAGAACUAAACACAAGUCAACCUACUACCAGCGCAACUGGCAGGGUAUCACCUAUCACUGCCAUUGAGGGUUCAUUUGACAGAUCUCUUCAUUGAUUUGGGGAGGAAGUAUGUAUUUAUGUUACUGAUUCCCAACCACCACUGUCUAUCAGCCCAUGUCAUCGGAGCAGACUAAGGCUACUACAAUAUGUCAGAGGGGACUGGUGGGCUUAUUUUAUUUUUCUUCAAUUAAAACGCAUUGUAUUUUACAUUUUAGAUGGUAUUGUUUUUACUCUUUACUUUUUAAUUCAUGGUUACCUUUUUGUCCUGGAAAAACAAUUCAUGCAUCUUAAUUUCUGCACCUUUUAUGUUAUUUGAUUACAGUGCUAGUGAUAUACUCAUGUAAUCAUUUUAUCUUUGUUAAUUUACCAUUUAUGCUCUUUCCUGUGUCCCGAAAGAGAACAUGAAAAAGCAACCAUUUGGUUGGAGAAUGACUGAUUUUUUUCUAACAUUCUCAGGUAAUUCCCCAUCUUGCAUUGUAAGGACAAAAGCAUGUCGUUUUACCUGCCAAGCCUGUCACCUAUGGAUGUUAAAUCAUGCGUCAUUGUUGCAGAGAGAGUGAAUUUGUAUACUGUGUAUGCCUAGACUGCUUUAAAUGGAGUUACAGUAACUACACAUACUACUGCACUUAAAAUAGUUAACCUGCUUUGCGUCCUGUAUCUGUCAUGUCCCACAUCUACUGACUCAAACUCAUGUACAUUUUUGUUCACCUAGUUUUUGACUGAUAUCACGGUAAAUGUGGAACUGUUGUUGGAACGGACUAAGUUGUAUUUGAGGUUUAACUGAAUGAAAAGCAUGUAACGAUGGUUUGAAGUAUGAGAUUAAGGUGUGUGUACCCUUUUUGGCUGUAAAAGUUAGCUUUUCUGUUUUGUUUUACAGAAGCGAACUCACUGAAAUGUGUGCAUUUUUAAAUACACCCACCAUGUUCCUCUUGUUCCUGCUCCUAGUGUAUUUUUAAUCAAAAAAAUGUAUGUUUGGGUGAAAUGCUAUUUUAACUUAUCCAAUGUAUCUGACCAUGACCCACUCCAAACACAGUUUAAUAUGGAACAUUACACCCCUUUCACUGUUCAACAUCCAGCCUGUUUGCUGUUGAACCUUUGUUACAAAUUGUGUUUUUCUGCUCUUAAAAUGUGAAAAAGCAGCUUCUCAGGGAGUACUUAUUUUCUGUCUGAGUUUGAACCUAUUUGUACUGUUCAUACACCAUGUUACAAUUCAACGGACGAUUUCCAUUUUUCUCUGCUAGCAUGUGACAUUUUGUUGUCUGAGUACCUGUUGGUCCUGUUCCAUGUCAACUGUGAUCAGAUUAUAUCUGCUGAUCAGUUUUACGAUCUGGAGCGAGGAGCCUGCUGAUUGUGUACCUGCUUGAGCCUGUCCUGAUAUUCAUUAUCUAAAUCUCUAAAGGGUGUUGAAACUAAAUAAAAAUGCUUUUAUGUAAA
Messenger RNA from Coregonus sp. 'balchen', 16694 nucleotides. Lineage: Eukaryota; Metazoa; Chordata; Actinopteri; Salmoniformes; Salmonidae. The record is from the annotation of a GenBank genome assembly.